Messenger RNA from Dacryopinax primogenitus, 815 nucleotides. Its product is annotated as ATP-binding cassette transporter. Gene Ontology annotation, molecular function: ATP hydrolysis activity; ATP binding. The record is from RefSeq and is a predicted model, not a curated record. The transcript has 4 exons. The coding region runs from base 108 to 815 and encodes 235 amino acids. Lineage: Eukaryota; Fungi; Basidiomycota; Dacrymycetes; Dacrymycetales; Dacrymycetaceae.
AUCUCACUCGCCAAACUACACUGUAUUACUAUUGCACCGUCUUUGAGGCAGGUCUACCAGCUCCUUAGCCUCGAAACAAUACCUGUAUCCACUUAAUACUGCUGGUCAUGCCUGAAGCUGUUUUCAGCGUCAAAAACUUGACGUACACCAUACCCAAUGAGAAGGAACCGCUCUUCCACGACGUCAGUUUCGAAGUGAAUAAAGGAGACGUUGUUAUCAUUCGGGGACCUAGCGGAUGCGGGAAAACGACCCUGUUGAAAUGUUUGUCCCAUCUAAAUGUGUACAGUGGGAGGAUUUCCCUGUUCGGAAAGACACCUAAGCAGUAUGGCGUCCCAAGCUACCGAACCAAGGUCUGCUACGUUCCUCAAAGACCAUCCAUGUUGCCUGGUACACCGAUGGGGUUCCUCAAAACGGUUCAUACUUUCAAGUCACGUCAGGCAUACCACACUAGUGAACAAGACGCUAUCGAGAGCGCAUUGAAGUUGAGUGAACACUGGAAUAUUACAUCCGACUUGUGGGACAAGGACUGGACGGGUUUGAGCGGUGGAGAGGCUCAGCGUAUCGCCCUUGCAGUGGCAGUAUCGCUUCCGGGCGCCGUGGUUUUGUUGGUGGACGAACCCACUUCUGCACUUGACGAGGCAACGUCGGAGAAAGUGGAGAACAGCCUGAUCGAGCUCUGUGACCUGCCCGAGUCUUCUAUCGAAGCCCUCAUAUGGAUAACUCAUUCCGACGAGCAAGCCGAGCGUGUGGGGACAAGGACGCUUACUUUGGAAAAAGGAACGGGCACCGAAGGCGUUCAUUUGGUUUCUGCUUAG